AUGGAUGGGCCUAUGAAACAAACUUUAAGGAAAGUGUGCCCGACUAGAUGGUCGUCUCAAAUUCAAGCAGUAGAUUCUCUUCGCAGCCGCUACUUCAAUGUUAUGAAAAUUUUGACAUAUUUAUCGCUCAGUGGAAAAAAAGCUGAUGAAAAAGUGCGAGCUGCAGCACUGGCGAAAUAUUUUGGCGAGUUUAGUACAGUGAUUUUGAUCGUUCUGCAAAAUAAAAUCUUAGGAUCUGUUGAUGUCGUAUCGAAAUUGCUCCAAACAAAACAAGAAGACAUCCAAAAACUGGUCGAGAUGCUUUCGCCAUUGAUUGAAGAAUUCUCCAGCUUGAGAAAUAAUUGGCACAUAGUGAAGGAUGAUUCGGUGAAGCUAGCUGAAGACUGGAAGAUUAUUCCAAGCUUUCCAGAAAAACGAGUUCGUCGUACGCGCAGGAUAUUCGACGAACUCCAAUCAGAUGAACGCUUAGAAGAUCCCGAAAAACGAUUUCAAUGUGAAGUGUUCAAUUACAAUUUGGACAUUGUGAUUUCGCAAUUGCGAAUACGCUUCAAGGCCCUGCAUGAAAUAUCUGGGAUCUUUGGUUGCUUGUACCCGCCUGUUCUUCUACGAUCGUCGGACCAAGAUGUUAUAAACAAAGUUGCUGUACUCGUUAAGGCAUAUCCGGAAAAUAUCUCAUCGAAUAUCGGACCUCAAUCGCAGCAGUUGAAAAUGUGUUUCUCUGAUUCACUGUCCAAGAUUACAACAGUGCGAGAAGUCGCGGAAUUGCUUUUGAUUAAGACUCAAGCUUCAAGUAGUUUUCCUGACGUUAACGCAGCAUGUUUUAUAUUUCUAACUCUACCAGUUACGGUUGCAUCGGCUGAAAGGAGUUUUUCGAAACUGAAUUUGAUUGAAACUUACUUUCGAAAUUCAAUAUCACAGAACCGAUUAAGCUCACUUGCAAUAAUCUCUAUCGAGCGACAAAGAGCAAAACAACUCGAUUUGAACGAUUUGGUCAACCAAUUCGCGACAAUCAAAGCUAGAAAAUGUAAGCUUUAA
This is a messenger RNA of Diprion similis, 1035 nucleotides long. RefSeq lists its product as uncharacterized. The record is from RefSeq and is a predicted model, not a curated record. The transcript has a single exon. Lineage: Eukaryota; Metazoa; Arthropoda; Insecta; Hymenoptera; Diprionidae. Gene Ontology annotation, molecular function: protein dimerization activity. The coding region runs from base 1 to 1035 and encodes 344 amino acids.